UUUGGUGGCUCAUAUAACGAGGUCAAGGCCAUUCCCUUUUCCGUUGAGGUCCUCCCCCCUCUUUUUUUAGCCUCGUUCAACUCAUAUUUUAGCCUUCCACGUUCCGCCCUUUCUUAGAGAGAGAGAUAUAGAUAUAUAUACGAAGGUUAGAAUAUGCGUGAGCCAUCUUUUUUGCAUUAAGGAGGUGGCAUUCAAUCACUGAACCUCUCUUUGACACUUUUCAGCAACUCAGAUUCACUUCUUUUCUACACUGCCAACUAUUCAAUUUUUUCAGCCUCUUUCUUUCUGUUAAGUCACUGCUCUCUCUCUCGCUCUCUCUUUCUCUAUAGUCUAUACUUUACAAUUACCCCUUCUAAAGGCUUUGCUCGCUCACUUUCUCUCGGAUAAAAUGGGCGUCUCUCAAAAUUCUGUAUGUUUCCGCAGAAACAGACACCUGGUUAUUUACUUGCUCUUCCUCUUGGUUUUAAGCUUGACCCAAGUCAGGUUCAUGGCUGAAGGUAGAGCAAUAUCCAAGCUAACGGAGGCUGCUGCCCAGAAACAAAUGGCAGAGGAUAAGGUGGUAGUUAGCAGGAGCAUGAUAGGGUCAAGCCCGCCAAAAUGUGAGAGAAGGUGCAGCUCUUGUAAGCACUGUGAGGCAAUUCAGGUCCCGGUGAGAACCCGAGCACAAGCCCAUGGAAGUCGCUUCUCUGCAGUUUCAUACUAUAGAGGUGAUGACAUCUCUAACUACAAGCCCAUGAGUUGGAAGUGCAAGUGCGACAACUUGAUUUUCAAUCCUUGAUACAAGGAACUGUUUUACUUAAAGAGGUUCCAGAUAUGGAGCUUUUGUGUAUCUCUGACUUCAAUUGUAUACUUUCUUGUAUGUAUGAGUUAACUUUGAUUUCCCCUGUAUAAGAGUCUUGUA
This is a messenger RNA of Pistacia vera, 901 nucleotides long. Its product is annotated as EPIDERMAL PATTERNING FACTOR-like protein 2. The transcript has 3 exons. Gene Ontology annotation, biological process: stomatal complex development; guard cell differentiation. The record is from RefSeq and is a predicted model, not a curated record. Bases 389 to 778 code for a protein of 129 amino acids. Lineage: Eukaryota; Viridiplantae; Streptophyta; Magnoliopsida; Sapindales; Anacardiaceae.